AUGCAGCUUAGCGUGUUCGAAUUGCUGAAGACUUCCAACGCCGAAUGUGCUUUUAUAUUUAUCGAACACCAAUCUCGCGGCACUCCUCAUAUCUUCAUUCAGACUGCGGCCGCUGUCCAAGAAGCCUUUGAGUCUAGCGGGUCUCGAAUGAUUUAUACAGACUCUCCUACCAUCCUUGCAGAUCAAGUGUUAUGUGCAGAUCCAGCAGAGUUUAAUCGAAUCGCUCAGAAAAUGGCACGCGACUUAGAUACUACAGUGGUGUAUGCAGAUACACUUCUGUUAGCAGAACGGUUGAGAGAUGCUGCUCUCAAAAUUCCUCGAGUGGUCAGUUAA
Messenger RNA from Suillus subaureus, 333 nucleotides. RefSeq lists its product as uncharacterized. NCBI's taxonomy places the organism in Eukaryota, Fungi, Basidiomycota, Agaricomycetes, Boletales, Suillaceae. Bases 1 to 333 code for a protein of 110 amino acids. The transcript is spliced from 3 exons. The record is from RefSeq and is a predicted model, not a curated record.